Molecule: messenger RNA, 3948 nt
Organism: Ictidomys tridecemlineatus (thirteen-lined ground squirrel)
Lineage: Eukaryota; Metazoa; Chordata; Mammalia; Rodentia; Sciuridae
Source: RefSeq, a predicted model, not a curated record
UUCUUAUGGUCCUAAGAUAUACAUUAAAUAAAAAGACUGAGAGAAACAGGGUAUAGUAAUGCCCUUCUGUAAUCCCAGCUACCUGGGAAACCGAGGAAGGACAAUUACAAGUUCAGAACAGCCUCAGCAACUUAGCAAAGACCCUCAGCAUUAAACAAACAAACAAACAAACAAGCAAACAACAACAACAACAAAAACAGAAAAGAAAAAAGGCUAUGGAUGUAGCUCAGAGAUGUAGUGCUUGCCUAGCAUGCACAAGGUCCUGGGUUCUAUCCCCAGCACUACAAAAAAUAAAAUUAAAUAAAUAGACCGAAAAUUAAUGGCAUUCAACUUAGGAGGAUUACCUAGAAAAAAAGUAAACCCCAAAAGAAUUAAAAAAAAAAAAACAAAACAUAAGCCGAUUUUUUUUCCUCCUUCUUUCCCCUACCCCAUAACAUUAGGGAUUGAAUAGGACCUCGCUGUGCUGGGCAAGAACUCUACCACUGAGCUACACCUCCAGGCCUUUUUAUUUCUUUUCCAGACAGGGUGUCACUAAGUUGCCCAGGCAGGUCUCAAACUUUGAUCCUCCUGUUUCAACCUCCAGAGCAACUGGGAUUACAGGAAUGCACCACCACACCCAACAGAAUUUUUCAAAGAAAGAAUCAAAGAAAUAAUAGAGCUGGUACAAAAAAAAAAGUUCAUGCUGUCAACAUAUUACCUGAAUCAAAUCAUGAUGAAACAUUUAAAAAAAUCUAAAUUGAAGAACAACAUAAUUAUAAAAUAAUUGGUUUGUAACUCUUAAAAAUGUCAGUGUUCUGAAAGAGAUUGAGGAAAUUGUUCUGGACUCUAGGAGAGGCAUGAAAAAGAAAGCGGUGAAUAUAUGAAAUCCAGAAAGGAUAUUACUGGGACAAGUAUAAUGUAAAUAAAGGCUGUGGGCUUGACCAUGGUGUUGGAUUCCUGAUUUUCCUGAUUUCUUAUGACAAUACUGUGGUGUAUGACAAAAUAUUCUUGAUUUUGUGGAAUUUCACAUUUACUUACACCCUUCUCCAUUUAUAAAAAAUCUAAACCGAAGAACAACAUCAUUAUAAGAUAACUGGUUUGUAACUCUUAAAAAUGUCAGUGUUCUGAAAGAGAUUGUUAGAUAGGUAGAGGAAAUUAGAGGAAAUCUCUAAUUGUUAGAUAGAGAUUUCCUCUACCUAAUAUCUAGAUUUCCUCUACCUAUUUCAAAUAGAGAUUUCCUAUCUGAAAGAUAGAGGAAAGACGAAAAGAAGGAUGAAGUAAAUUGUUAUGUGAAUGAGUCCACCAUGGUGUCCAUGUAGUGACCCCUUCAUUAUUCAUUUCUUCUCAGCAGGCUGAGAUAUCUUAACUCAAUGGCAGUCAACAUCUGUUUUCCAUAGUUACGUAAAACCAUCUGGUUAUCAAGACCCCAAGUGGCUGUGACUCGGAGAUACCCAGGAGCAGCCUUACCCUAUCCCCAUGCCAGAGACCUGGAAGGCUCAGUGUGAGGUGGCAGAGCCUCACUUAUCUAAUGUGUGCUCUGCCACCUCAUGGUGGAAUCUUCUUCCUCCAUCAGCCCUGAGAAAAAUUUCUUUACCCGCUACACAAAUGUGGCUUGCUUAGAUGUUGUGUGGGACAGAAGAGACUGGACAUGGGCUCAGUUCUGUUGGGCUGUCGUUGCAUGUGGAGCUGGGAAGUCAGGACGAUGAUUGAGCCCCAUCCAGUUAGCAUUGGAGUGGGUGUGUCUUGGCCAAGGCUUAGGGUCAGACUUCAGGCUCCCUCCUUCCUGCACCGACCCAUUUCUUCUCCUCCAGAGAGGUUCAGAGGCCGAAGCUGAGCCUCCCACAGAAGGUGCCUCCUUGCCUAGGACUUCAGGGAAGGAUCAUGUCCCAGGGGUCACUGUCAUUUGGGGAUGUGGCUGUGGGCUUCACGCGGAAGGAGUGGCAGUGGUUGGACCCUGCGCAGAGGAUCCUGUACCAGGAGGUGAUGCUGGAGACCUACAGCCACCUGGUCUCUGUGGCAGGGUGUCAAGUCAGCAAACCAGCUGUGAUCUCCAGGCUGGAGCAGGGGACAGAGCCAUGGGCGGGGAAGGAGGAGAUGCGCAGGUGGAGAUCUCCAGAACUUUGGCAAGUUGACGCCCAAGCAGACAGACGACAGGAACACCAAAACAGACGUUUGGGGCAAGUUGCCGUCCCAGAUGGGAAAAAAUUAAUCACCAAAGGGCUCCAUGAAUGUAUUGAACUUGGAAAAAAACACUCCCCGAACUCACUCCUGGUCCCCUCAAGACAGCAGCCCCACACGUGUGACUCAUGUGGAAAGAGACUUCAGCAAAGCGUGGAGUUCAGUCCCAGUGCGUACCUUGCACGGAGGAGGUUUGAGUGCGAUGGUCAAGGGAACUUGUUUCUCUACUCCAAGCUGGAGACUCCGCUCCCUGCGGAGAGUCCGUGGGCUUGCACCCAGUGUCAAAAAGCCUUAAACCGGGACGCAGCCCUGGGUGCAGAUCAGGGAACCCAUGGCGAGAAGCCUCAUGUAUGCACCAGGUGCGGGAAAGCCUUCUCCCGCAGGGCGCAGCUCAUCGUCCAUCACCAGGUGCACCGAGGGGAGAGAUCCCACGGGGACAGUAGCUCAGGGAGUGGUUUCAAGGAGGAGGCUGUCUUUUGCAAGGGGGGACAGCACACCAAAGAGAAACCGAAAGGAGAUCGCCGUCGUCGUGGCCCAAGGGUGUCCCGGAAAGGAGGUCUCUUUGCGCCCCAUACGUUGCAUGCUGAGGAGAGGCCAUACAAAUGCUCGGAUUGUGAGAAAACCUUCUCGCACAAGUCCCGCCUGGUGGAGCACCACCGCUCCCACACCGGGGAGAAGCCCUACGGCUGCAGCGAGUGCGGCAAGACCUUCUCCCGCAAGUCCUGCCUCAUCAUCCACCACCGCAUCCACACCGGGGAGAAGCCCUACGGCUGCGGCGAGUGCGGCAAGGCCUUCUUCCAGAAGUCGCACCUCAUCCUGCAUCUGAGGACACACACCGGGGAGAAGCCCUACAGCUGCAGCGACUGCGGCAAGGCUUUCUCGCAGAACUCCUGCCUCAUCAUCCACAAGCGCACGCACCUGGGCAAGAAGCCCUACCAGUGCCCGGAGUGCGGCAAGAGCUUCUCUCAGAAGGCCAACCUCCUCCGCCACCGCAGGAUCCACACCAGGGAGAAACUGCACGGGUGACAGGGUGACAGGAGAGCUAUGUGGGUGUGGAGCAGCUUUGGAGCUGCAGAGACCCAGGCAAUCCAGGUCUGCGGCUCUGCUGAGUCAGGAGAGGCACAGAGGAAGGGCCAAGAGGCCUUAGAGUGAUUAUUAUAGGAUAAUCAUAAUGAUAAAGGAUAUCUAUGUUAACUAUGGCUAUUAAGCAUUAUAAUAUGAAAACAAGUUAAAUCACUAAAACAGCAAAUCUCAAAAGUGUCCGAACAAUUUUAGAGCUUCAUGGGGUUAUGUGCCUGAGUGUGCUACCUACAGAGUAUUUAUUUUUGAGUUGCAUUGGUAGAAACAAUUUUGAAUUUAUAGACACAUAAUAUAAAAAGUAUAUAUCCAAGACUUACUAUAUUAAGCUACACCAUCUGUCUUUGUAAUAUGUAUUAUAACUGACAUGAAUUUAUUCACCAGAAGUAACCACCUACCAUUUGUCCUGUUGUUCGAAGUAUGAUAGAACUCCUGAAUCUGGAAGCUAACAAGUUCAGGACAUUUUCUGAUUUCUCUCAACCAACUAGUCAAAAGUUAUAAAUUAAAUGUGAAAGGUUAGGGCUUCUUUUCUGGCAUUUUUUGGACUGCCUAACAUAAAAACCCUUCCACUGUAGACACCUAGAAAUGAUGGACAAUAUAAAAUUAAUAUUCUCUUAAAUGCGUAAUCCAGCUCUCAAGAAACUAAGUUUUCCAGAUGUCAGCUAUGUGGAAGGAUCUGAAAACCAGAAAUAAAGUUUGUGAGUUGAUACCAUA